This is a messenger RNA of Cryptomeria japonica (Japanese cedar), 1674 nucleotides long. RefSeq lists its product as uncharacterized. NCBI's taxonomy places the organism in Eukaryota, Viridiplantae, Streptophyta, Pinopsida, Cupressales, Cupressaceae. The transcript has 4 exons. Gene Ontology annotation, biological process: DNA integration. Gene Ontology annotation, molecular function: nucleic acid binding. The record is from RefSeq and is a predicted model, not a curated record. The coding region runs from base 1 to 1674 and encodes 557 amino acids.
AUGGGAUAUGAGAAAUAUAAUAUUGGCUUAGAUGAAGACCUCAAAUUUGUCAAUAUUGGCAAUAACUGCACUUUAGAUGAAAGAGAUCAGUUUAUUCAGCUUUUGCGCCAAUACCCUGAUGUCUUGGGAUAUUCAUAUGAUGAUCUUAAAUAUUUUCAACCCAAGGAAGUGCAACAUGAUAUUCCCCUCAAGCUUGGUGCAGUCCCCUUUAGACAAAAGCAACGCCAGUAUAAUCCAAAAAUUUCAAGUACCAUUCUUUCUGAGAUUCAAAAGAUGCUUGAUGCUCGGAUUAUCUUUCCCAUCCAUCAUUCAACAUGGUUGGAAAAUAUAGUUCCGAGAUUCAUUCCUGACUUUGCAGAAAAGACUCGUCAUAUCAUGGAUAUGAUGAAGGGAAAGACUAUUUUCCUUCCUGAUACAUCUGAUACAUCAGUCAAGUCUAUCUUGACACAACAGGAGUUUGGCAUGAAAAGAGAGAAUUGGAAUGCCAAAAUCCAAGAGUACGAUUUGGAGAUUAGGCCUACGAAGCUUGUUCGAGGAAGAGGACUUUGUCAACUCAUCGCAGAAGGGAUUCUAGAGGAGCAAGAAUUGGACGAUUUUGAAGAUCUUUCCAAGGUGUUGUUUGUCAACACCAUUGAUGAAUGGUACUCUAAUAUAGCAUUUUUCUUGACUUAUGGUGAAUGUCCACAACAUUUGUCAUUGAAGGAAAAGAGGAGUAUCAAGCUGAAAGCUGCGAACUUCGUAUUAUGGGAUACUGGUUUGUACAAAAGGGCAAUUGAUGGUACUUUCCUCCGUUGUGUUGACAAAUCACAACAAACCAAAUUGCUGGAAUCUUUCCAUGAUAAGGCUUGUGGUGGUCAUUUUUCCGCACCAGCGAUUGCUCACAAAAUUUUGAGAGCUAAGUAUUAUUGGCCUACGCUCUUUCAAGAUGCUUUUAAAUGGGUGCAAAAAUGUAUACAUUGUCAGCAGUUGGUGGGCAAACAAAAGCUUGUAGUGUUACCAUUGAAACCGGUGAUUGUUGAAGAACCUUUCCGACAAUGGGGCAUUGAUUUCAUUGGUGUGAUCAAUCCUUCUUCAAGUGCAGGUCAUUCGUAUGUUCUUACUGCUAUAGAUUAUUUCACCAAGUGGGUGGAAGCAAUACCGGUAAAGAAUGCUACUUCUGAGAUAGUGUGCAGAUUCCUAGAGGAGAAUAUUAUUUCUAGAUUUGGUGUUCCAAACAAGAUCGUGACUGAUAAUGCAACCACAUUCUCUUCCUCUGAAAUUACACAAUUUUGUUUUGAAUAUAGUGUUUUGUUAGCUCAUUCAUUUGAUUAUUACCCUCAAGGUAAUGGUCAGGCGGAAUCAAGUAACAAGAAUUUGAUUACCAUUAUUCACAAGCUUGUUGAAGAGAACCAAAGGUCUUGGCAUAAGGCUCUUUAUGAUGCUUUAUGGGCAGACAAAAUUACACCCAAAAGAGCCAUUGGAAUGGCAGAUUUUGAUUACCGGGGUAUGAAGGAAAAGAUCAAAAAGUCCUUCGUGCACGUGCAUUGUAUUGAGGAUAUUUGGGUAGAUCUCCGUACAGAAAUGGAGGUUCUCAAGAUGGACUAUUGCAGGCUUACUGUUGAGCAGGUUAUUGAUCUGAACCUGGUGGACAUUUCGCAAGGAAUGAUCGAUAAUGGUGAUGUGCUUGAUCCAUAA